AUGCAGCUCGGCAUUAUAUUAGUCGUCACCUUUACUUUGGCGUCCCGUGCUCUUUGCGCUGACUGCCCCUGUGGCUGGCGCCUGGAGAAGGGUCAUGGCAGCACGAUAGUUUCUACUUACGCGUACACUCACCGCUUGCAUGAGGACUUCAGUCAAUACCCCGACAUCAAGUCCAUUCUCACCGAUCCCGAAGCGGCCAAUUUCAACAACGACUGGAUGAUCUACGACUACUAG
Capronia coronata CBS 617.96 is the source of this 234-nucleotide messenger RNA. RefSeq lists its product as uncharacterized. The record is from RefSeq and is a predicted model, not a curated record. The transcript has a single exon. The coding region runs from base 1 to 234 and encodes 77 amino acids. NCBI's taxonomy places the organism in Eukaryota, Fungi, Ascomycota, Eurotiomycetes, Chaetothyriales, Herpotrichiellaceae.